Molecule: messenger RNA, 2715 nt
Organism: Chaetomium globosum CBS 148.51
Lineage: Eukaryota; Fungi; Ascomycota; Sordariomycetes; Sordariales; Chaetomiaceae
Exons: 5
Coding region: 1-2715 (904 amino acids)
Source: RefSeq, a predicted model, not a curated record
AUGGCAAUCAGCCCCGCAGGUUUUGGUGGCGGCUGGCCGCCCAAGCGCACGCUGAACCCCCAAAUUUUGGGCUUGGUUGAGAUCCGAUCCACAUCCACACUUGCCAUUUCCGCCAGAUCCACGGCGAAGCGAUUCCUUGCACGAGAUCCGAGACCGUUUACUACUGUCCCUAUUUCCAUGUCGAGAGACCUGAAUUUCCUCUUGGAUCAGAAGCGGAGGGUUCUAAGCACGGCCGUGCCGUGGAACGGGCCGCGCCUCUGUUGUCAAUCCUUGAAGACGGCCCGCCUGUGCUCUGCGACUACACACUCAAUCUGUAACCAGCAGCGAAUCCCGACCGAGCCUCACUCGUCGCGAACCCGUCCUUGGUUAGCCAAGCCCAUCGUUUCGACCUCGAGCCGAGUCCAGCAUCAUCAAGUUGGUGAUGCCCCAUCAUCAUUCUUGGGACAAGGUAUCCUCCCCAUAAUCAUUUCUAGGUCCCGUCCUACUCCAUCCACUAGCCCACUCGGCUUGUGCCAGUGUAAGUUUGAUCUCGCCUCUCGUCGGGUACUGGGCUGUAUCAGCCAAUGGUUGUUUGUUUCGUCGGAUAUUAACAGUAGUAGUGGUCUUCAAAGAUGGCAGCAGCACAAAGAACAUGGCAAGUCUGAACGGAGUGGUUCAUCCAGAGACAAGAAAGGCCCAAUCGUCACACACUACCCCCCACCUCCACCCGCCACACCUGCCACCCCGUAUGGCCCAUCGCCGCCACCUCCAUACCCUCUCGGCGUUACACCGCCGCCGCCGCCGCCGCCGGGUACGGCACAGGGGUAUUCUCCAGCCGGCUAUCCUCCCAACCCUUAUCCCGGAGGGUACCAACCACCUCCCCCGCCACCCCAUUAUGGGCAGUAUCCGGCACCUCCGGCGCCGCCCCAGUACGUCCAGCAAUCCCCGUACGGGCCGCCUUCUUACCCACCAGCGCAAUAUCCUCCUGCGCCCGGUUACUACGCUCCUGGUGCUGCUCCACCGCCCGCCCCGCCCCCGCCUUCCUACCCGCCAGGCACAUAUCCACCGCAACAGUACGGACUACCGCCACCACCGCCGCCUUCGUCUUCGGCAGCUUAUCCCCCACAGCCAGGCUCGACACCUUAUCCCCCACCCCAUUACCCACCUCAACCUCCGCCCACGCCUCCGCCCGGCGCUUUUCACUACACCCCCAGCCAACCACCCCCGUACCCCCCGCCGCAGCCUCAAUACUCUCCCCCACCAGGCUGGGUUCCACCCUACGCCGGGCCGCCCUCAACACCACACUCAGCGAACCAGACCCCGCUGGGAGCUCAUCGCGGCAGGCACCAGAAGAACCAAGGAUCCAAACGCCCACAACAUCAUCGGGACAAAACCCGGCAAACAAACGAGAAGCAUGGAAAGGGUAGCUCUCGUCAUGAGCGUCGAGGACGUCGACCCAGCCGGGGCGAGCAACAAGUAAAGACUGACGACGCGCAAACUGUAACUGAAGACCCCGAAAGGGCAAAUCAAGGCCCUUCUGAAGAGGCGGCGGCUGGAAAAGAAGAGAAAGAUGCUCCCGACUUGGAUCCCGAGUUGGAGGAGGAGCUCAGGGUGGCUUUCCCGGGGAUCAAAACUAACCACCCUGCUGACCCCGUUGGCAUUCCCAUUUCUGACAAGUACAGCGACGAUGCAACAAUACCGCCAGCAUACGAUGCCACAUGCGUGAAGUCCGAGUUCUUCCAGGAGGACAAUCAGAAGGACUUCGUGCGGUCCAUCAGGGAGCAUCCCUCCUGGUCCAAGUUUCGGCAUGACCCGGUUUUCAAGCACUACCCAGGAAUGGCGACGCGGCGCUUUGCUGAUUGUGAGCAUGAAUACCCAAGCUAUGAUCCUUCGGACGGACCGCCUUCACCGUCGGCCAUCAAGCUACCGCCCCGAUUCAGAGUUGACCGGUCACCGAUAAAAGCGAAGAGGGACGGGGCAGACCAGUAUUGCAGAGAUGGCCGCAGUGGCCCUGCUCAGCACCACUCGGCUCGAGAUCGCCAACAUCAUGACUUGGGACGCGAUCGAUUGAACGGAGAUGACAGGGACGAGCGCCGCCCACAGAAACGGUCCUUUGACACUGGUCUGGAUAAUGACCGAGACGACCGGGACCCGAAACGGAACCGACGGUGGUCUCAGAAAAGCAGAUCGCUCGAGAACCACGACCGAGCCAUUUCUCCGCGUCAACGCAGCAGGUCCCCGCCCAGGUUCAAUUAUGAGGGCGACCCGUGGUCCCCGCAGGCAGGAGAGACCAGCUUCAAACAUUCCAGUGAUCGCCACCGAAGCGACGUCUUGACCGACCCCAAGUACUCCCCUCGGCGGGAGGAGAGAUUGAGUUAUGCCGACAAACGGCAUGAUAGCGGCUAUCUCAGCGGGCAAUCUGUUCAAAAGAACGGGCCACGCUACCGUGAAGAUGAUCGGGGGCGUCGGAACUCGGACCGGUCCCAUCGGAGGCACAGGUCACCGUCCCGGAGCCGAAGCCGUAGCCGUGGCGGGCGCCGGAGCCGCACUCGUGGCCGCAGCCGAGCCACGACCUCGAGCAGAAGCGACCGCAACCGCAGCGAAUCUCCUCUUGACGACCUCGAGGCCGGUCUUCUCGGUCUCGUUAGGGAGCUGAGUGAGCCGAGGUCCAAACCUGCGGCCAAGAAGCCGUCCAAAAAAGUCCAGGUGGCGUCGGUUUAUGGGCGGCGCUGGUAA